AUGGCCUCUGAUACACAGUACAAGCUCUCACCCGAGCAAGUUACCCACUUCAUGCAGUAUGGAUACGUGCGCGUUCCAGAAUGCUUUUCCCGCGACAAGGCAGCCGCAUGGACCGCCGAUGUGUGGACAAGACUCGGCUUCUCCCCGACAGACAAGGCAACCUGGAAAACCGAAUGCACACAUAUGCCCGAGCACAAAGAAGUGUCCGUGAAGACGUUUGCGCCCAAAGCAUGGUCUGCCAUCUGUGAGCUACUUGGUGGCGAGAGUCGUAUCGCCGAGCAUUCGGCGACCUGGAAUGAUGCGUUUAUUGUGAAUCUUGGCACACCCGAGAUGGAAGGAAAGUGGCCUCAUCCAUCUGAGCUACAGGAGUGGCAUGUUGAUGGAGACUUUUUUGUUCAUUUUCUCGAUUCGCCGGAGCAGGGGCUGCUGGUCAUUCCCCUGUUCAGUGACAUUCAGGAGCAUGGGGGUGGAACGAUGGUUUGUGCCGAUUCGGUGAAGCAGAUGGCUCGCUUUUUGUAUGACAAUCCUCGAGGUGUAUCCCCUUAUAUGAUUCCCCGUGGGUGGAAGUUCCGCAAGCCAAAGGGCGAUUUCUACGACUCGAUUCUGGAAAAGUGUCAGGAUUUCCAUGAAAUGACUGGCCAAGUGGGAGACGUGAUUCUGCUUCAUCCAUUCAUGUGUAGUGGAGAGGAAGACACUUCAGGAUCUUGGCAAGGAUCGGUUGCGAGGCUGGAAAAGAUCAAGGGUGGUCGGGAGUCCGUUGUUCAUGAGCGGCUGGAUGAGCAGGAGGAAAUGAAGAACCAAGAGCUGGGAAGACUAAACGGCUGA
Molecule: messenger RNA, 825 nt
Organism: Penicillium pulvis
Lineage: Eukaryota; Fungi; Ascomycota; Eurotiomycetes; Eurotiales; Aspergillaceae
Exons: 3
Coding region: 1-825 (274 amino acids)
Source: RefSeq, a predicted model, not a curated record